Messenger RNA from Guillardia theta CCMP2712, 1026 nucleotides. RefSeq lists its product as hypothetical. Gene Ontology annotation, biological process: mRNA splicing, via spliceosome. Gene Ontology annotation, cellular component: U2-type spliceosomal complex. Lineage: Eukaryota; Cryptophyceae; Pyrenomonadales; Geminigeraceae. The record is from RefSeq and is a predicted model, not a curated record. The transcript is spliced from 10 exons. Bases 1 to 1026 code for a protein of 341 amino acids.
AUGUCUCUCGCUUUCCUUGCCAAGAAGAGCUGGCAUACAGCCAAUAUCAACAACCAAGAGCGAGUAUGGCUCAAGGAGCAGGAGAAGGAGCGGGAGAAGAAGAAGACGGAGCUUCUUCAGAAGCAGAUGAAGGAGGAAAGGGAGAUGGAGGAGCUGAGGCAACUGCAAGGGGCAGGCCAGAGCACACAGAACAAGCUGACCUGGAUGUACGCGCCCCCUAUCAAUGUGCAGGCAGACGCAGACGAAUACCUCAUGGGAAAGCCCAAGGAAGACGACAAGGAGGACGAGGAUCUGAAGAAGGUUAUGAAGAACGAGGCAGUCAGUCAAGCUUUUGUUGAGAAGCAGAAAGACGCGAUUAGCGCCUACCGGGAUGACAUGAACAAGAUUCGAGAUGACCCCUUGUUCGCCAUCAAGCACGCAGAGAAGAAGCAGCGGGAGCGAAUGCUGGACAACCCGCUCAAAGAAUUGGAGGCGAAAAGAUUGGCAAAGGAGCAGAAGAAAGCUGCAAAGAAAGAAGCAAAGAAAAUGAAGAAGGAGGGGAAACGCAAGCAUGAUUCCGAUGAUGACAAAGACGACUGGAAACGGAGGAAGAUGCGAGAAGAAGCUUUCGACGACAAGUAUUCCCGUCAGGACAGGAGCUCAGGACAGCACGCUCGGGAGUCAAGGCACGAUGCUGGCCAGAGCAGGAGGUCGAGGUCGCGAGACAGGUACGGUGACAAGCAUCGGCAGGACAACGGCGCCCCCAAGGCCCAUUCCUCCUCCUCCAGCGGCCUUCUCGGGUAUGGCCUGUGGAAAGGGUCGCAGUCUCGAGAGGAGAAUCAGACGCCGUACGUGCCCGGUGCUGCUGUGGAGGAGUACUCCAUGACUGGGAGGAAGGGAAUCAUUGACAACGGUUACGAGGCUGAAUUCCAGAGCAAGAUGAACAAGGAGACUUUCAUGGCGUCGGCGACUACCAUGGAGCAACGGCUUGCGCAGAGGAAGCACUACCGUCAGCGCAACAUCGACGACACGACAGGAAUUGUGUGA